Gasterosteus aculeatus aculeatus (three-spined stickleback) is the source of this 4126-nucleotide messenger RNA. It is a transcript of the gene galnt7, whose product is annotated as UDP-N-acetyl-alpha-D-galactosamine: polypeptide N-acetylgalactosaminyltransferase 7. The record is from RefSeq and is a predicted model, not a curated record. NCBI's taxonomy places the organism in Eukaryota, Metazoa, Chordata, Actinopteri, Perciformes, Gasterosteidae. Gene Ontology annotation, molecular function: polypeptide N-acetylgalactosaminyltransferase activity. Gene Ontology annotation, cellular component: Golgi apparatus. Gene Ontology annotation, biological process: protein O-linked glycosylation.
CCCACACCCACUAACCCCGCUUUAAGUCAAUGAGAAUGUCUAACGUUGUGUUUGGAAACUGUACGGUAAAUAUGUCAGGCAACAUUGUUGCUUAAGUGGGGUGAACCAUUUAUUGGCGGUACAGGUGUGUGCGUCUCCGGAAUGGCCUAAAGAAGCCGCAGGGCGGUGCUCCGUGGGAACAGUGUGAGCGGGCGCAGCUCAGAGAGACCAACUGUUAGGAGGGCACAGCGUCAGAACCGGAAAAGGAGCCGUUCCCAUUAGCCGGUAUCCGUAUUUAGCGUAAAGCACCCCGUCCUGUCCAGUGUGCGCCAGUGUCGUAGCGACCGAGCGCUAGCGUUAGUUGUGACCGUACCAGCAGCCUGUUAGCCCUUGCUACGGGACGAAGUUAGCAUCUAGCCUAGCGUAUCUGUUUCUGCAGCCUGCUGACCCGGGUAGAGCUUCAGAAAUGAGGCUCAAAGUUGGAUUCAUUAUACGGAGUUUGCUCUUCAUUGGGACCUUUCUUGGGUUGUUGGUGCUGUGGUCUUCUCUGUCGCCGAACAACAACGAUGAAAAUCCAUUUGGAAAACGGGAUAAUGGUGGGCUGCCCAAAGGAGACCACCAACCUGAUCAGUUUAAGCCUGUGGUGCCCUGGCCUCAUGUGGAAGGGGUGGAGGUUGACCUCAACUCCAUCAGACUCAAACAUGGGGGGGUCGACGAUGGCUAUCAUCCUGACCAGCAGCAGAACCAAAAACAGGUGAUCCAGCAGCAGUAUGUGACAUUCAAGCCCCACAAACAAGGCCACACCAGCCCCGUCCUGAAGAAAGGUAUCCUGGGAAACUUUGAGCCCAAGGAACCCGAGCCUCCGGGUGUCCCUGGCGGUCCUGGAGAGGGAGCCAAACCUUUUGUCCUUGGUCCAGAGUACAAAGAUACUGUCCAGAGUUCAAUCAAAGAGUUUGGCUUCAACAUGGUUGCCAGUGACAUGAUCUCACUGGACAGAACCAUUAGUGAUAUACGCCAUGAAGAGUGUAAGUACUGGCACUAUGAUGACAGACUGAUGACCUCCAGUGUGGUGAUAGUCUUCCACAAUGAAGGCUGGUCUACACUGAUGAGAACAGUCCACAGUGUCAUCAAGAGGACUCCCAGGAGAUACCUGGCUGAGAUAGUCAUGAUAGAUGACUUCAGCAACAAAGAGCAUCUGAAGGAACGCUUGGAGGACUACAUCAAACAAUGGAACGGUCUUGUCCAGCUCUUCAGAAAUGAGAAGAGAGAAGGACUGAUCCAGGCCAGGAGUAUCGGAGCGAACAAGGCCACUAAAGGACAGGUGCUGAUCUACCUGGAUGCUCAUUGUGAGGUUGGAAUCAACUGGUAUGCUCCACUCGUUGCUCCAAUUUCAAAAGACAGAACGGUGUGUACCGUGCCUCUGAUCGACUCCAUACACGGCCAGAGGUUCACCAUCGAGCCCCAGGGUGGAGGAGACGAGGACGGCUUCGCUAGAGGAGCCUGGGAUUGGAGCAUGCUCUGGAAGAGAGUUCCACUGGGAGAAGCAGAAAAAAAACUCAGAAAAACUAAGACUGAGCCAUAUAGGUCUCCAGCAAUGGCCGGUGGUCUCUUUGCUAUUGAGAGAGACUUCUUCUUUGAGCUCGGUCUGUAUGACCCAGGACUGCAGAUAUGGGGAGGAGAGAACUUUGAAAUAUCAUAUAAGAUCUGGCAAUGCGGUGGCCAGCUGCUCUUUGUACCCUGCUCUCGUAUUGGACAUAUCUACAGACUUCAGGGAUGGCAAGGCAACCCUCCACCGGCACAUGUUGGAUCGUCACCCACUCUAAAGAACUAUGUUCGUGUGGUGGAGACAUGGUGGGAUGAAUAUAAGGACUAUUUCUACGCCAGCCGUCCUGAAACUCUCACUCUGGCCUACGGAGACAUCAGUGAACUUAAACGCUUCAGGGAGGAACAUCGAUGCAAGAGCUUCAAGUGGUUCAUGGAGGAAAUAGCAUAUGACAUUCCACUGCACUACCCGUUGCCUCCUAAAAAUAUAGAAUGGGGGGAGAUUCGAGGCUUUGAGACAAGUUACUGUAUUGACAGUAUGGGACACACCAAUGGGGGGAAUGUGGAAAUAGGACCAUGCCACAGGAUGGGGGGAAACCAGUUGUUCCGCAUCAAUGAAGCUGACCAGUUGAUGCAGUAUGACCAGUGCCUGACGAGAGGAGGGGAUAACUCUGCUGUUAUCAUCACACACUGUGAUCAGAAGCAGCACAAUGAGUGGAAGUACUUCAAGGACCUCCAUCGGUUCACUCAUCUAACGACAGGGAAAUGUCUGGACCGCUCCGACCUGCUGCACAAAGUCUUCACAUCAGACUGUGACACCAGUAAAACCACGCAGAAAUGGGAGAUGAACAACAUAGUGGCUGUCUGAUACUCAACAUCCCGCACAACCCUGGCAGCAUGGUGGGAAAUCUGGUGACUGUACAAGGGGGGGCACACACACACACACCAAGAAAUACAACCAUUAUUUUAGACGUAUAUCAAACCGAUACUGUCCUUUCAAAGAAACUAUUUUGGGGAUUUUUAGCAGUCAGUGUCACCUCCAACAUUGAUACUGAGUAUUGACUAUACAACAGCUUGAAUCCCAAACUGUUGGUUGGUACAACAGUUUAUGACACCAUGGGCACUCCAGAUGGCAGCAGAAGGGCUAUUUGCUUUGGAGGCUGAUGCUGUGGGUUCUCGCAAGGACUUAUUGGACUAACACUGAACUGUAAAACCGUUUAGGCUCUGUCUCCUUCCUUCAAAGCGGUUCUGUUUACCCUGUUUAUCCCUUAUUUGCUCUUUUGGGCUCUCCGGUCUUUUAUAAACCACUCCAUUCAUUGAGUCCUUUUUAUUGGUGGAGGAUGUGUUUACACUGGCUGGCAUAAUGUUUGCUUUGGUCUGCAAGUCAGGUUGAGAUGUCUUUCAGGCUUUAAAGGCACCUCAACAAAUAUGGGUGUCCUAUCAGGGUUGAUGGUAAAUCUAGUCUAUUGAAGCAAUACGUUGUUCAGUGAAUGCCGUAUUGAUCAUCAUCGUAAUUCCUCCCCCCGCUGCUCUCGGUUGUCUAUUCCACUUUAUCUUCAGAAUGCUGAGGUUCUCCUCUGUAAACCUCUCGUGCAUAGUAGUGUACAUAGUCUCUGGCUUGACGUCCUCACCAACAUCCAACCCGCUGAAUAAUUCAGUUUCUGUUGGCAUGGGUUUUCAUUUGAACAAAACUACCACGAGUAGGUUGGUCUUUGCUCCGGGCACCUCAGAUUCUGGAGGAUCCCCGCCAGCUCAUUCAUGGAGCUUUUAGGCGAAAUUUGUGUGUGAAUUGUCUAGUUUUCAGUUCCCCUUUUGGGACAGAGGAUGUCUCAUGUGUACAGAUUGUAAAGCCGGAACUGAUUUUGCCGCUGUGAAAUGAGCAUUCACUGUCAGUAUAGCAGAAUAGGAAUGUAUCUCUUAGGAACCACACUAUUUACCAUCAACAUUGAUUCCCUGGAAACAUACAGAGAAAAGCAAUCAGUGGUUUCCAAAAUAACACAUUGAGGUCCAUUCCUGUUGUUUAUUGCCUGAAUAUGCUUUCAAAUGCACAAUAGCAUGACCACAAAUAACUGUCCUUUUCUAUUCCAUUGGUUAUCCUUUAGUUCUAUUAAUAUCUCUAUCUGCUCAAAUCUAGUUUUACCAGCUUCUACAGAUAAAAAGAUACUGUCGAGAAACGUGGAUGGAGAGAGCAUCUUUUUACUGCCUGAGGACUUAUGAACUGCCUGCCUUACUGACUGUAUUGAUGAGUAAUUACAGUAGCUGACUGACUGUGAAUAACUGAUGGUGGGAAAAUGAAAAGGUAUAUACCAGGUUGUUGGGUGGGGAACGAUACCAGUGCAAAAUGCACAAAUUAUGUUAGGGAAAAAAACAAAUGAAGAUGUGUGAUUUUUUUGUUUUGUUUUGCAAGGUAAAGCGGGUUUGGUGAGUGGGUGAAAAUGUAUGCAAUGUUUUGUACAAUGUAAAUAUAUUCCUUUGUAAAGAUGAUCAUAAUGCAUUUUUAAGGGCCUUGAAUGACGUUGUAAAUAUCUAACUUAAAGCAGAAAUGUAAUAUGGGCUGAACUAUGGAUGAUUAAGCAAAUAAAAUAACAGAUUUUUACUACUAUGA